AUGGAUGAUAUGAAGAGUACAUCUGGGUACUGUUUCAGUUUAGGACCAGCUUGUUUCACUUGGUGUUCUAAAAAGCAAGAAAUUGUAGCUCAAUCUACUGCAGAAGCAGAGUUUAUAGCUGCUACUGCAGCUGCAAAUCAAGCCUUAUGGCUGAAGAAGAUAAUGAAAGAUCUUUGGCUGAACUCCAAUGAAUGUAUCAAGAUCAAUGUGGAUAACCAAGCAGCAAUUGCAAUAUCUCAGAACCCAGUUUUUCAUGGCAAAACUAAGCAUUUCAAGGUCAAGUUCUUCUUUCUACGUGAGGUGCAACAAAAUGGUGAGGUCAUGCUGCAGGCAAGCCAUAGGGCCAGCGGUGUAGCUUACAAUAUUACUCCAUCGGAGCCGCUCUUUCCGAACCAAACUCUCGUCUCCUCUGGCAAUAUAUUCGAGCUUGGGUUCUUCACGCCAAGCAGCUCGAAAAAUCAGUAUAUUGGCAUAUGGUACAAGAACUUGACGCCUUCUAAGAUCGUGUGGGUGGCCAAUAGGGAACGGCCGCUUGUGUACACGGAUUGGUCUGCAAAAUUAACGAUAGGCAGUGAUUGGAAUUUGAAGCUCAUGGAUGGACAAGAAAAUAUAGUUUGGUUUACCGAUGUCUCUAGUCGGUCCAAUUAUACGUUCGCGGUGAUAUUAGAUAGUGGGAAUUUUGUUCUGCAAGAUGGAAAUUAUGGCAAAAUAUGGGGAAGCUUCGAGGAUCCGACAGACACUCUUCUUCCAACAAUGGAGCGACAGUCAUCCAUUCCCUGGAAGUUUCUCGACUGGAAUGACAUCCGGGACGCCGCCUCAACCUUUCACUUGAAUGGUUCGACUCCUUACUGGAGAGGUGGGCAAUGGGACAAAUCGAAAUUUAUUGGCAUACCAAACAUGGACCAAUCAUACAAGACUGGCUUCACUGUCCAGCAGGAUACUCAGCAGGGAACCACUUACUAUUCGAUAAAUAGAUACGAUAUCUUUCUAUAUAUGUUCAUUUCUCCCAGAGGAUCUCUCACGAUAAUGCGCUGGGAUGAUGGAGCUAAGGCAUGGUUGAUGGAUUGGGCAGCACCGAACAAUACUUGUGAGAUUUAUGGAACUUGUGGUCCAUUUGGAGUUUGUAACUCAUUGAAUUCGCCUAUUUGCAGAUGCAUAGAUGGGUUUGUGCCAAAGUCAAAUGAAGAAUGGAACGGUGGAAACUGGAUCAGAGGAUGUGUAAGAGAGAUGGAAUUGAAUUGCCAGAAAAACACAAGCACAUCGAUUUCUACAAAUGUAAAGAAAGAUGCAUUUUGGCAAAUGAGCCAGAUGAAACUACCCGACUCUGGGGACUAUGUAUCAGACGUUGAAGAUGAAGAAGGAUGUGAAAGAUGGUGCCGGAGCAAUUGUUCUUGCUUGGCUUAUUCUUACGUCAGCACCAUUGGGUGUAUGGUUUGGAGUAAAGACCUCAUUGAUCUUGAGGAAUUUCCCACAGCUGGGGAAGAUCUAUUUGUUCGAGUCGCACAUAUAAAAGCAGGAGGAUCGCGACACAGAGCAGUUAUCAUCAGCCUGAGUACUAUUGCAGGGAUUAUGUCCUUUGCUUUUGCAGUAUUUGUUUUUGUUCUUUGCAAAUGGAGAGCUAACAAAACAGGAAAUGCAUGGCAAGAGCAGUUGAAGCAAGAUGAUUCGCCGGAAUUGACCCUUUAUAGUUUUGAUAGCAUACUACUUGCUACAAACAAGUUCAGCACGACAAGUAAACUUGGGCAAGGAGCGUUUGGCUCUGUUUAUAAGGGGAAGCUGAAAGAUGGGAAAGAGGUAGCUGUGAAAAGACUUUCCAGUACCUCAGCCCAAGGCGUUGAAGAUAAGAAUGAGAUCAUCCUUAUAUCGAAACUCCAGCAUCGAAAUCUUGUUAAACUCGUGGGUUACUGCAUUGAAGGAGAAGAAAAGAUUUUGUUAUAUGAGUACUUGUCGAAUAAAAGCUUGGACACCUUUCUUUUUGAUUCAAGAAAGAAGGCAGAACUUGACUGGGGCAAACGAUUUCAAAUAAUUCAGGGGAUUGCAAGGGGGCUGCUCUACCUCCAUCGAGAUUCUUGCCUUAGGGUCAUACAUCGAGACUUGAAAGUACGCAACAUUCUCUUGGAUGAAAAGAUGAACCCGAAAAUUUCAGAUUUUGGGCUAGCACGAAUGUUUGAGGGCACUCAAGUUUUGGUGAACACUCAAAAAAUUGUUGGAACACGUGGUAAUAUGUCUCCUGAGUACGCCAUGGGUGGAAUAUUUUCUGAGAGGUCCGAUGUCUAUAGCUUCGGAGUGUUGCUACUGGAGAUAUGUCCUCCCUUACAAGCAUGGCAAUUGUGGAGUGAUGGCAAAGCAUUGGACCUAACGGAUGUAGCAAUGGCUGUUAGCUCUCCAUUGGAGGUAACAAGAUGCAUCCAUGUUGGGCUUCUCUAUGUUCAGGACCAUGCCACGGAUAGACCAAACAUGUCCAAUGUGGUUUUGAUGUUAAGUGGCGAGUCAGAUCUUCCUCAGCCGAGGCAGCCUAUGUUCACUUUCCAAGCUGAAAUGCCAAAUCGUUCUAUUCCAUCAUAG
Messenger RNA from Eucalyptus grandis, 2565 nucleotides. Its product is annotated as G-type lectin S-receptor-like serine/threonine-protein kinase At1g61370. Lineage: Eukaryota; Viridiplantae; Streptophyta; Magnoliopsida; Myrtales; Myrtaceae. The record is from RefSeq and is a predicted model, not a curated record. Gene Ontology annotation, biological process: protein phosphorylation; recognition of pollen. Gene Ontology annotation, molecular function: ATP binding; protein serine/threonine kinase activity.